Messenger RNA from Gryllus bimaculatus (two-spotted cricket), 965 nucleotides. The record is from the annotation of a GenBank genome assembly. Lineage: Eukaryota; Metazoa; Arthropoda; Insecta; Orthoptera; Gryllidae.
AAGCGCGUGAUUUUCUAAACAGAAGAGUAUUUGCGGGAAGGUUUAAAUUUCCGACUUUUGUUUAGUAUGCAAAGUCUUUGCUUUCUUCACAUCUCUACGAUUUCAGUCGAUGAAAGUCGUGAACGGUUAGUCAUCGCAUACGCUUGUUCGGCAAUUUAUAGAAAGAAGGAAAUUUGUUUUUGAUCACAAUGUGAAAGGUGACAACAUGAAGAAGCAGUGAAAUGUUGCGGUCUAGAAGAAACAGACAAAUUGGUAAACGAAACGUCCUGUCAACUUCAAGAGGGCUUCGCUUCGUGAAGCCAGGGCCAGCCACUGCAGGCCCGAGUCUAGUAUUUGUGCCGGUGGCAGCGUCGCCGGGCAACCUCAAGCGUGGGAGCGCCGCAGGGCGCCUGCAGCGCCUGCGGUGCCCUGCGGUGCCUGCGUUCUUAAAUUUAUUUUCCAUUAAUCAAAAUCUCGUGGUUUCAGAACCUUUUGUUCAUUUAUUGAUAGUCGGUUACCAAUAUUACUUUAUUUUCGCUUUUAUUGGUGUGUCUAUUGGCUCGCUUUCUUCAUCUCAUGGAAUUUUAUUGGAGUAUUACAAGUAUGUUUUAUUAAAAAGAGGAUCAAAUGCACUGUUUGCUGUUGAAAUUGUGAGGGACCAUGUGGGGAUUCAUUCAAUUGUGGAAGUUCAACAAUUUUUAACUAAAAUAGACACAAUGCUUAAAGUUCUUUCAACAUGUCCACAUUCCGAUUAUACUUCAAGACAUAUCUUCUCGCUUAUACUCCAAUACAUUGAAUCUUCACUCGUUAAAGGUAGUUAUGUUACGUGGAGAAGGCAAGUGGAAAGAUAUAAAUCUAUAUCUUUGUGGAAGGGCUUUGACUGUGUCGCAAACGCACACAUCAACUAUCACGUGUGUAACUGGACAGUAUUUAGGCCUUGCAAUUCUACCUUAUUUCGCAUAUUUUUAGUAUUUGCAUACAAAUAG